GGGAGCGCCAAGUCCUCCCGCCAACCACAUCGUUCCCGCCGAAUUCUACCCGCGCCCGUCGAACUUGUAUAUAACCCCUACCUUCCGCAAUCCAUUUUCCAGCAUACUAAAUUUUCUUACUCGUCUUCUUCAGUCUCUUCCUUUUCUCUGAUUCUCUGUUUAACAAUGGUUGUCUCUCUCGGUCCCGGCAAAUUCUACGGCACUAGCCUUCCGCGCCCACGGAUCUACGACGACGUCAAAUUUAAUGAUCAUCGUGUUGAUCCUCCGGUAUCAGUCGCCGAUCCGUUGAUGUCCUGGGCCCACGAAGCUCACUGGUCCAUGGGCGGUAUCAGCUUCAAACGCUUACGCCUCCAGGGAAAGAUCGAGGGUAACGUCAACAAGCUCCGUGCCGAACGUGAAAAGCUCUUCAAGAAGCUUAAUCGCAGUCCCGUUGCUGCUUCGGUUCCUGUUGGAUCCAAAGGCGAGAACGUUGCCGGAAGUAAAAGGGCGUCUCCGGUUUCACCUCCACCGGCUCCCCUUGCGGCAAAGCGACGAAGGUUCCUGUCUAUGAUUGAGGAGAGCAACGAGGAGGAGGAAGAAAGUCCAGAGGAAGAGGAGGUUGAAACAGUGAAUCGUAAGGUUCGUAGAAGGCUGGUGAAGAAGCUUGGCGAUGAUUUUGAUAAGGUGGCCUUGGCAAGUGAGAGGAGUUCUGUGUCUGAUUCUGGAAACAAGAAGGUUACAAAAGGAAGCCCAUCUGAGAGUUCUCCGGACAGAUCGGAUUCAAUGGCAUUGAGGACCCGUAGUCGGAGAAUGGAAAAAGGAGGUGAUGAUGUUGAUGAUGUUGCGAUGAAGGAGGUUGAAGAGGCAAACAAAUCGAAUUCGAAGGGAAAGAAGAAGGCUGAGAAGAACACCAAAAACAGUCAAGUAGACCAUAGUCCUGUUUCUGGCAACAGGGUUAGAACUUCCCCAAGAUUGUCAAAGCGUAGUUUAAGUUAGCUCUAUGCUGGAAAUUACGCAUCUUAAUUUACCUUGUUUUGCUAAUAGGAAACAUGGCUUAAAUUCAUAAGUUCUUUGUAAUUUUGUACUGAUGUUGCUUUUAGUCUCCUAGAACUUGCUUUAUUUUGUGAAAUAGAAAAGAAGAACUGGUAAUUGUUUUA
Molecule: messenger RNA, 1136 nt
Organism: Neltuma alba
Lineage: Eukaryota; Viridiplantae; Streptophyta; Magnoliopsida; Fabales; Fabaceae
Exons: 1
Coding region: 166-975 (269 amino acids)
Source: RefSeq, a predicted model, not a curated record